This is a messenger RNA of Lycium ferocissimum, 1628 nucleotides long. Its product is annotated as metal tolerance protein 1. Bases 259 to 1470 code for a protein of 403 amino acids. The record is from RefSeq and is a predicted model, not a curated record. The transcript has 2 exons. Gene Ontology annotation, cellular component: vacuole; plasma membrane. Gene Ontology annotation, biological process: zinc ion transmembrane transport. Gene Ontology annotation, molecular function: zinc ion transmembrane transporter activity. Lineage: Eukaryota; Viridiplantae; Streptophyta; Magnoliopsida; Solanales; Solanaceae.
AAGUGGGUUUUCCUUCUGGAGUUCUCGUGAUUCCUUUUAUAUUUUUCCCUUUUUUCUUCCUAAUAUAGGUAUAUACCCAUGUAGCCUAUAUAACAUAGCCACAACAGUUAUUUUGAUAAUUUGGGUAGGCGAAAAAAACAAUCUUUUUAAUACCCUUUUGAAAAUCUUGGCUCAGUAUUUUGAGAAUUUGAUUAUUUGGGUAGGCUAAAAAGGCAAUCUUUCUGUUACCCUUUUGAAAUCUUGGCACAAAGUUGAAAGAUGGAUACGCAGAACACGGAACAUGGACAUGUAAUUGAGGUACGUGGUGACAUGGCAGCUCAAGAGAAGGGGACUAAAAUCUGUGGUUCAGCACCGUGUGGAUUCUCAGAUGUUAACACCAUGUCUAAGGAUGCACAGGAGAGAUCAGCAUCCAUGAGGAAACUUUGCAUUGCAGUUGUCCUCUGCAUCAUUUUCAUGGCCGUGGAGGUUGUCGGAGGUAUUAAAGCCAACAGUCUUGCAAUUCUGACAGAUGCAGCUCAUCUACUGUCGGAUGUUGCAGCUUUUGCAAUAUCCUUGUUUUCACUCUGGGCAUCAGGAUGGGAAGCAAAUCCACGCCAGUCGUAUGGGUUUUUCAGAAUCGAGAUACUCGGGGCAUUAGUUUCUAUCCAAAUGAUAUGGCUUCUUGCUGGGAUCCUUGUUUAUGAAGCCAUUGCUCGACUUAUACAUGAUACAGGUGAAGUUCAAGGGUUCCUCAUGUUUGUGGUGUCCGCGUUUGGGUUAGUAGUGAACCUCCUCAUGGCACUCUUAUUAGGUCAUGAUCAUGGCCACCAUGGUCAUGACCAUGGCCAUGGCCAUGACCACAACCAUAAUCACGAAGAGCACGCUCAUAGCCAUGGUGAUCAUGAGCAUGGCCACGGCGAGCAUACGCAUAUACAUGGAAUCAGUGUUAGCCGACACCAUCACCAUAACGAGGGGCCUUCGAACGCACAUGAUGUAGAUCACACUGUGCCUCUACUUAAGAAUUCGGGUGAGGGAGAAAAGAAAAAGAAGCAACGGAACAUAAAUGUUCAAGGGGCUUAUCUUCAUGUACUAGGAGAUUCUAUCCAGAGCAUAGGGGUCAUGAUUGGGGGAGCUAUUAUAUGGUAUAAACCAGAGUGGAAAAUCAUUGAUCUAAUUUGCACUCUCAUUUUCUCCGUAGUCGUGCUUGGCACAACCAUUAGGAUGAUUCGGAGUAUUCUUGAAGUAUUAAUGGAGAGUACACCAAGAGAAAUUGAUGCGACUAGGCUUGAAAGUGGGCUUUGCGCGAUGGAGGAGGUUCUUGCGAUACAUGAAUUGCACAUAUGGGCGAUUACAGUUGGGAAAGUACUCUUGGCUUGCCAUGUCAAGAUUCAACCUGAUGCUGAUGCUGAUAUGGUGCUGGAGAAGGUGGUUGAUUAUAUUAGGAGGGAAUAUAACAUUAGCCAUGUAACCAUUCAAAUAGAAAGAGAGUAGUGGCGAGGUAAAGUUUAUUUUGGCUAUUUUAGUACUGGUCAUUGGCUUCCUUAUUCUUUCGGAUACUAGUUUAACGCGAAAACUGUUCAUCUAGUUGAGCUGUUCCAGUAUCUGUUUCGUUUUGGUAAAUCAUGAUUUUUAGUGUGUUGGCUUGCUUA